UAUGACGGAAGUUCCACCAUUUUGGAUCUCGGGGGCUACAGUAGCUAGUUGUUGCUGUUAGCUUUCGCAACCUAUCGUUACUUUUUGAUCGGGUUUUAUUUUCCCGCUCUGAUAUUAAAGUUGAGUGAAAGACAGAAAUCCGCCCCCGUGCUCGGAUCUGAGCCUGAACAUGGACGGAGAAGAGGACGACUUCGUGUCCGGGAGCCGCUCCGAUGACGGAGGCGGCACUCCGGUUCAGGACGAACACCAGGGGUCAGACGGCGAGGAGAUGAGGAGCGACAGACAUCAGUCUGAGGACGAGGGCAGCAACGACGAGGACGCCCCCCACGCCAUGGAGGCCAGCGGGGCGGCCAGCGGCUCCGACGACGAGGAUCACAGAGGAGGCGACAGCGACUCGGAGGCCGAGGCUCCCGGGGGCCGCCGUGACAAUAAAAGUGACUCAGAGACGGAGGCUCCUCGGCCCGCCGACAGCGACGAGGACUCUCCGGUCAAACGCAAGGCGAGCGGCUCGGACGACGAGGCGGAGUCGCUCGCCAAACGCGGAGCUUCAGAUAACGAGGAGGCGGGAGGGUCGUCUCCCGCCAAGCGCAGGGGGAGCAGCUCGGACAUGGAGGAGGGGCCCAAAGCGGCCGCAGACAGCGACUCAGAGAACGAGGGCGUCAAACCUGCGGCGUCCCCCGACCGGCGGUCCAACGCAGACAGUGACUCUGACACAGAGACGCCUGCCAGACGCAAGGCGGCACAGAUAGACUCUGAGGAGGAGGAGGAGAAACCUCAGGAGGGGGGGGGAGGAGGAGGAGGGAAGUGGAAGGCUGUGAUGCAGUCUGACAGUGAGGAGGAGGAGGAGGGGGGGAGGAGGAGGAAGGCUGCAGCAGGAAGUGAUGGGGAGCAGCAGGAGGAGAGGGAGCAAAGGGACGACAGCGAGGACGAGAAGCCAGUGAAGAGGAAGAAGGCCGUCCUGUCCGACAGCGAGGAUGAAGACGAGGAGAAGGCAGACAAGCCAGCGGUGAAGAGGAGCCGCGCCGUGUCCGACGACGAGAACUCGGACAGCGACGUCGGCGGGCCCGAUAAGAGCAUGGCCGCCAAACUGCGAGAGCUCGGCUCAGACAGCGGGAGCGAGGACGACGAGGGGUCGAAGGCGGCGGCGGGGAAGAAGGACGAAAAGGCGCUGUUCGGCAGCGACAGCGAGUCUGGAGACGGCGACGAGGAGGAGAAGAUGAUCGCGGACAUCUUCGGGGAGUCCGGAGACGAGGAGGAGGAGGAGUUCACGGGGUUCAACCAGGAGGACCUGGACGGGGCCAAGAAGGAGGCGAAGGAGCAGCAGCAGGUGGAGGAGGAGUCCGACUCCGACGACGGCGUCGACCGCAGCGGCCAAGACACCAGCUUCAUGUCCGACUUCGACAUCAUGCUCGCUCGGCGGAAAGCCAUGAACAGCAAGAAGAGGCGGCACCGCGACGGGGGCACGUUCAUCAGCGACGCGGACGACGUGGUCAGCGCCAUGAUCACCAAGAUGAACGAGGCCGCAGAGGAGGACCGAACGCUGAACAGCCAGAAGAAACCGGCGCUGAAGAAACUCACUCUGCUGCCGCAGGUCGUCAUGCACCUGAAGAAGCAGGACUUGAAGGAGACGUUCAUCGACAGCGGCGUGAUGUCGGCCAUUAAAGAGUGGAUCAGUCCUCUGCCGGAUAAGUCGCUGCCUGCUCUCAGGAUCAGGGAGGAGCUCCUGAGGAUCCUGCAGGAGCUGCCCAGCGUGAGUCAGGAGACUCUGAAGCACAGCGGCAUCGGACGCUCCGUCAUGUUUCUCUACAAACAUCCCAAAGAGUCUCGAUCCAACAAAGACCUCGCUCUCAAACUCAUCAAUGAGUGGUCGCGGCCGAUCUUCGGUUUGACGUCCAACUACAAGGGGAUGACGAGAGAGGAGCGCCAGCAGAGAGACCUGGACCAGCAGAUGCCUCAGAGACGGAGACUAAGUCAACCUCAGAAGGUCGAUAGGGCGGAGGAACCGGAUGUCUUCUCUCCACCAAUCAGCUCGGGGGGCCAGACGCCUCGGAGGGACCUGGAGAAACAGCUGACCGGAGAGGAGAAAGCUCUGCGACCCGGCGACCCCGGGUUCUGCGCCAGGGCUCGAGUGCCGAUGCCCUCCAACAAAGACUACGUCGUCCGACCCAAAUGGAACGUGGAGAUGGAGUCCAGCAGGGGUCCGAUGAAGAAGGGGAUGUCCCGCGUCGAUAAACAGAUGCGUAGAAUCGCAGACAUCCGCCGCCUGACGAAACCGGGUCACGCUGUUAAAAUCAGCGUGGAAGGAAACCGGAUGCCGCUCUGAUUUUAACCUCCGUAGGAUUUAUUCACUUUUUUUCUUUUUAAUGUGUUGUGCCUGAACACAAUCCCCCCCCCCCCCCCCUCCCUCCUCAGGUCUGUAAAUCACGUGACAUCUGCUGUAAACUCAUCUGGUCUUUGGACACAAAAUAUAAAAUCUUCUCCAAAAUGAUCCAUUAAAUAAAAGCUAACUGUUUUCAGCAUUCAGGCUAUGUUAACUUUAUUUUAAUAUUAUCUCCCAAUUUAUGUUAGCAGUUAGCUGCAUAAACCACCAUGUUAACUAAAGUUAGCAUUACAAUAGCUUCAACUCCAUAAUAUUAGCUAAUGUCAGACAGCUGCAUUAGCUAUCUCUUCAACUAGCAAGGCCUGUGAUGAACUUAUGUUAGCAGCUACAUUAGCACCAGCUCCAAACCAGCUGGAUCCUCAGUGUCAGCUAAUGUUAGCACUAGCUUUACCUCAAAGCCAGCUAAUUAGCAUUCAUGUUUAUAUCCCAAAUCUAUAAUAUUAGCUAAUGUUAGCAGUCAGAUGACUUGGUGGUAAAGCUAAUGUAACUAAGUCAAUAACAUUAGCUAAUGUUAGCAGUCAGAUGACUUGGUGGUAAAGCUAAUGUAACUAAGUCAAUAACAUUAGCUAAUGUUAGCAGUCAGCUACAUGUUAGCACUAUGUUUUACCUCCAAGCCAGUUAAUUAGCAUUCAUGUUUAUAUCCCAAAUUCAUAACAUUAGCUAAUGUUAGCAGUCAGAUACAUAUGCUAAAUCUCAAACUAGCAAGGUCCAUAAGAUGAACUUAUGUUAGCAGCUACAUUAGCACCAGCUCCAAACCAGCUGGAUCCUCAGUGUCAGCUAAUGUUAGCACUAGCUUUACCUCAAAGCCAGCUAAUUAGCAUUCAUGUUUAUAUCCCAAAUCUAUAAUAUUAGCUAAUGUUAGCAGUCAGAUGACUUGGUGGGAAAGCUAAUGUAACUAAGUCAAUAACAUUAGCUAAUGUUAGCUGUUGGCUACAUAAACAGGAACAGUUCGUAACGCAGCCCGCUUCAGGAUCAUUUUGGUGACAUUUUACAGUUUUUGUCCAAAAUAUUUACUAAUUUUCUGAUACUGGAUUUAAGAACAAACUCUUUCCCCGUCGCCCUCUUUGCCUCUGAAUGUGAAGAUGUUUUGCUAAUAGGCUCGCCAGACCUCCUCCUCAGUCCAUUUUGUCCCCUCUCUGCUCCCGUAGCGGCUGUACAGAAGUAUGUAAAGUGAGUUCACGCCGGCAACACUGCGACUCUGAUCCCAGAUGUGGUUCAGAGUCGGUGUGUUGAUUGUGUGUUUAGCCCGUCUGUUUGCAAUGGAUCAGAUACUUUUCUUAAUAAAGACUCAACAGAAACUCA
This is a messenger RNA of Micropterus salmoides (largemouth bass), 3682 nucleotides long. Its product is annotated as protein IWS1 homolog. Gene Ontology annotation, cellular component: nucleus. The transcript is spliced from 16 exons. The record is from RefSeq and is a predicted model, not a curated record. Gene Ontology annotation, biological process: poly(A)+ mRNA export from nucleus. NCBI's taxonomy places the organism in Eukaryota, Metazoa, Chordata, Actinopteri, Centrarchiformes, Centrarchidae. The coding region runs from base 170 to 2323 and encodes 717 amino acids.